Messenger RNA from Tachyglossus aculeatus (Australian echidna), 7293 nucleotides. RefSeq names its product Rho GTPase activating protein 5 (gene ARHGAP5). The transcript has 7 exons. Bases 321 to 4826 code for a protein of 1501 amino acids. Gene Ontology annotation, molecular function: GTP binding; GTPase activity. Gene Ontology annotation, biological process: signal transduction. NCBI's taxonomy places the organism in Eukaryota, Metazoa, Chordata, Mammalia, Monotremata, Tachyglossidae. The record is from RefSeq and is a predicted model, not a curated record.
GGGAACGGAGGGCACGGAACGGGACGGGACGGGACGGCGGAGGAGGAGAGAGGAAAGAGGAGGCGGCGGCCGGCGGCGCGAUCUGUUCCCGGGAAUGUCGCCAACGCCGGGGCCGCUGCCGCUGGGGAGGCGGCGGAGAGAAGAGGCCCCGAGGAAGAUGAUUCAUAUGGUCAUGAAGCCGUACUUUCUCCAUGGAAAUGUGGGAACUACAAAGAACUACAUUUAAUUCUGGACUAUGGGUUGUGCGUUGUUAGAGACUCCUUCAGAAUGAGAAACUCCACUGGUUAUCUUGGUGAACAUAGAAGGAUGAGAAGAGAUUUAUGAUGGCAAAGAACAAAGAGCCUCGACCCCCAUCCUAUGCUAUCAGUGUAGUAGGACUCUCUGGGACAGAAAAAGACAAAGGCAAUUGUGGAGUGGGCAAGUCAUGUCUGUGCAAUAGAUUUGUGCGUUCAAAGGCCGAUGAAUAUAAUCUUGAGCAUACCUCUGUGCUUAGCACAAUUGACUUUGGAGGCCGAGUAGUCAACAAUGAUCACUUUCUGUACUGGGGUGACGUAACGCAAAGUGGUGAGGAUGGAGUAGAAUGCAAAAUUCAUGUCAUUGAACAGACUGAGUUCAUUGAUGAUCAGACUUUCCUGCCUCAUCGGAGUACGAACUUGCAGCCGUAUGUAAAGCGUGCGGCGCUCUCCAAAUUGCAGUCAGCAGAAAAAUUAAUGUACAUUUGCACUGAUCAGCUAGGCUUGGAGCAAGACUUUGAGCAGAAACAAAUGCCAGAAGGGAAGCUUAAUGUAGAUGGGUUUUUGUUAUGCAUUGAUGUAAGUCAGGGAUGCAAUAGGAAAUUUGACGAUCAGCUUAAAUUUGUGAAUAACCUAUAUAUCCAGCUAUCGAAAUCAAAAAAACCUAUAAUAAUAGCAGCAACUAAAUGUGAUGAAUGUGUGGAUCAUUAUCUUCGAGAGGUUCAGGCAUUCGCUUCAAACAAAAAGAACCUUCUUGUAGUGGAGACGUCGGCGAGAUUCAAUGUCAAUGUUGAAACAUGUUUCACUGCGCUGGUACAAAUGUUGGAUAAAACCCGGGGAAAGCCUAAAAUUAUUCCCUAUCUGGAUGCUUAUAAAACACAGCGACAACUUGUUGUCACAGCAACGGAUAAAUUUGAAAAACUUGUGCAAACUGUGAGAGAUUAUCAUGCGACUUGGAAAACUGUUAGUAAUAAAUUAAAAAACCAUCCUGAUUAUGAGGAGUACAUAAACUUGGAGGGAACAAAAAAGGCCAAAAGUACAUUUUCAAAACACAUCGAGCAACUCAGACAGGAGCAUAUAAGAAAAAGAAGAGAAGAAUAUAUCAAUACCCUCCCAAGGGCGUUUAGCACCCUUCUGCCAAACCUGGAAGAGAUUGAACAUUUGAACUGGUCAGAAGCCCUGAAACUAAUGGAGAAAAGAGCAGAAUUUCAGUUUUUCUUUGUGGUGCUUGAAAAAACGCCUUGGGACGAAACAGACCACAUUGACAAAGUCAACGAUCGAAGGAUCCCAUACGAUCUACUUAGCACUUUAGAAGCCGAAAAGGUCUAUCAAAAUCACGUCCAACAUCUUAUAUCCGAGAAGAGGAGGGUAGAAAUGAAGGAAAAAUUCAAAAAGACACUGGAGAAAAUACAGUUUAUUUCACCCGGGCAACCUUGGGAAGAAGUUAUGUGUUUUGUAAUGGAGGAUGAAGCUUUCAAAUACAUCACUGAAGCAGAUAGCAAAGAGGUGUACAGUAGGCAUCAGCGAGAGAUAGUUGACAAAGCCAAAGAAGAGUUUCAGGAAAUGCUUUUUGAGCAUUCCGAGCUGUUUUAUGAUCUAGAUCUUAAUGCAACACCCAGUUCAGAUAAGAUGAGUGAGAUUCACAGGGUCCUGAGCGAAGAGCCUCGAUACAAAGCUUUACAGAAACUUGCUCCGGAUCGGGAGUCUCUUCUGCUGAAACACAUUGGGUUUGUUUACCAUCCCACGAAAGAAACGUGUCUGAGUGGCCAGGGUUGCACAGACAUAAAAGUUGAGCAGCUGCUUGCCAAUAGUCUUUUGCAGCUAGACCAUAGUCGCCUACGGUUGUACCACGAUAGUGCUAACUUAGAUAAGAUGAAUCUUUUUAUUUUAGGGAAGGAUGGCCUUGCCCAAGAGCUAGCAAACGAGAUAAGGACGCAGUCCACUGAUGAUGAGUACGCCCUGGAUGGAAAAAUUUACGAACUGGAUCUUCAGCCAGUUGAUUCCAAGUCCCCUUACCUUUUAAGUCAGCUGUGGACUGCUGCCUUCAAACCACACGGAUGCUUCUGUGUUUUUAAUUCCAUCGAGUCGCUGAACAGUAUCGGGGAAUGUAUCGGAAAAAUACGAAGUGAAGCUUCUCAGAACCGAAGAGAUAAAUAUAUGGCCACUCUUCCAUUUACACUAAUUUUGGCUAAUCAGAGGGACAGCGUUAGCAAGAAUUUACCUAUUCUCAGGCACCAAGGGCAGCAGUUGGCAAACAAAUUACAGUGUCCGUUUGUAGAUGUCCCCUCUGGCACUUACCCUCGAAAAUUUAAUGAGACUCAAAUAAAGCAAGCGCUGAGGGGAGUAUUGGAAUCAGUGAAACACAAUCUGGAUGUGGUAAGCCCCGUUCCCAUCAAUAAAGACGUUUCAGAAGCCGACUUGAGAAUCGUUGUGUGUGGCAUGUGUGGCGAUCCAUUUAGUGUGGAUCUUAUUCUUUCACCUUUCCUUGAGUCUCACUCGUGCAGUGCUGCUCAGGCUGGGCAGAAUAAUUCUUUAAUGCUGGAUAAAAUCAUAGGUGAGAAAAGGAGAAGAAUACAGAUAACCAUAUUGUCUUACCAUUCUUCCAUCGGAGUAAGGAAAGAUGAACUGGUUCAUGGCUACAUUUUGGUCUAUUCUGCCAAACGGAAAGCCUCCAUGGGAAUGCUUCGAGCAUUUCUUUCGGAAGUUCAAGACACUAUUCCCGUCCAGCUGGUAGCUGUUACUGAUAGCCAAGCGGACUUUUUUGAGAAUGAGGCCAUUAAGGAGUUAAUGACAGAAGGAGAGCACAUAGCAACAGAAAUUACCGCUAAAUUCACCGCCCUAUAUUCUUUGUCUCAGUAUCACCGGCAAACUGAGGUUUUCACAUUGUUUUUCAGUGAUGUUUUAGAAAAAAAAAAUAUGAUAGAAAAUUCCUAUUUGUCUGAGAACACCAGGGAAUCAACCCAUCCAAGUGAAGAUGUGUUCCUUCCAUCUUCUAGAGGCUUCCCUUAUAAUAACUAUCCAGAUUCAGAAGACGACACUGAAGCACCACCACCCUACAGUCCAAUUGGGGAUGAUGUGCAGCUGCUCCCCACCCCGAGUUCCAAAUAUCGACUAGAUUUGGAAGGGAAUGAGUACCCUGUUCAUAGCACUCCAAACUCUCAUGACCAUGAGCGCAACCAUAAAGUGCCUCCACCUAUAAAACCCAAACCAGCUAUACCGAAGACAAAUGUAAAGAAACUGGAUCCUAAUCUUUUAAAGACAAUUGAGGCAGGGAUUGGGAAGAACCCCAGAAAACAGUCCUCUCGAGUGCCUUUGGCACAUCCAGAAGAUAUGGAGCCCUCAGAUAAUUAUGCAGAACCUAAUGAUACUCUUUUUAAACCAAAAGGCUUUUCGGAGGAUAUCUACGCUGUCCCCGAUGACAGUCAGAAUCGGACUAUGAAAGUUCGAAAUUCAUUUGGAAAUAAUGCCCAGGGUGACGAAGAAAACGGAUUUUUGGAUAGGACAUCCAAGAGCCUCGGGGAGAGGCGGCCUUCAAAAUACAAAUACAAAUCUAAAACACUGUUUAGCAAGGCCAAGUCGUACUAUAGGAGAACACAUUCGGACGCAAGUGACGAUGAAGCUUUCCCUACUUCUAAAACAAAACGAAAAGGAAGGCAUCGUGGAAGUGAAGAAGAUCCACUGCUUUCCCCUGUGGAAACUUGGAAAGGUGGCAUUGACAACCCUGCUAUUACUUCAGAUCAGGAGUUGGAUGAUAAAAAAAUGAAGAAGAAAACACACAAAGUAAAGGAAGACAAGAAGCAGAAAAAGAAAACCAAGACUUUCAAUCCACCAACUCGUAGAAAUUGGGAAAGUAAUUACUUUGGGAUGCCUCUUCAGGAGCUGGUUUCAACUGAGAAGCCUAUACCACUAUUCGUUGAAAAAUGUGUGGAAUUUAUUGAAAAUACAGGACUGUGUACUGAAGGUCUCUACAGGGUUAGCGGGAAUAAAACGGAUCAAGACAACAUUCAAAAGCAGUUUGAUCAAGAUCAUAGUAUCAACCUUGUAUCGAUGGAAGUGACGGUCAAUGCUGUAGCUGGAGCUCUGAAAGCUUUCUUUGCCGAUCUUCCGGAUCCUUUAAUUCCAUACUCGCUUCAUCCAGAGCUAUUAGAAACAUCAAAACUCCUGGAUAAAACAGAACGGCUUAAUGCAUUAAAAGAGAUUGUGAAGAAAUUUCAUCCUGUAAAUUAUGAGGUUUUCAAAUACGUAAUAACUCAUCUAAACAGGGUCAGUCGUCAAAACAAGACCAACCUCAUGACUGCCGACAACUUGUCCAUCUGUUUUUGGCCAACUCUGAUGAGACCCGAUUUUGAAAAUCGAGAGUUUCUGUCCACCACCAAGAUCCAUCAGUCUGUGGUCGAGACCUUCAUUCAGCAGUGUCAGUUUUUCUUUCACAAUGGAGAAAUUGUAGAAACUGCUAACCCGGUGGCUCCUCAGCCGCCAUCCUUGAACCCAGGACAGAUGGCGGAACCAAUGGUCCCACUUCAGUUACCACCACCCCUGCAACCUCAGCUGAUCCAACCACAACUACAGGCAGAUCCUCUUGGUAUUAUAUAAUCGGAGGUGUUUGCAGGCAGCCUGGAUUUGCACAGAAAAGUAAAAUUAGACAUGCAUGUUUCAGGGUACAGUUGUGUACGUCCAUGUUUAUGGCAAUUCACAGUCAAACUGGGACACUUUCCUCCGAAAACCAUAUUGUAUUCCUCGUUCAUUCACACUGCAGAUUAAGGCCAAGUGAUAAAGCAUGACUGGAGAAGUUUAAUUUAAAAAACAAAAAUAGCUAUAAAGUACAAACUGCUGCUGCAUGAUACCUUAUUGCAAUCACUAUAUCAUUCCUGUGGCAAUUUGUCACAAUAUAUUGUGAAUAAAAUUUUUCUAUAGAAAUUAAACAAACUCACAUUUAUUAAACAUUCAGUGCUUUUCAGCCUGCUUUAUGGCUGUUUUUGUUAUUUAAUGUGAUAUUUUUGGCAACUUCUCAUUCAGGCAUUCUGUGUAGACACCUUCAAAGCCCAGCUAUAGUUUCUUUUAACUCCAAGUUUCAUCUUCCAUACUUUGGAGGGUGAGGGUUUAGAAUUAAAAAAAAAAAAUGCACUGUUGAAGAAUAUUACAAUCUUGCACCUUCCAUCUUCUGAGUAAACCUGUGGACAAAUGGAUGAGGGGUGGGUAAUCUUUUACUUAUUUCUUUUAGCACAACACCAAGGACGUGCUUAUGGUGACCGAAUCCGAAACAUUGUGCAAAAAUGUUGACGUCGCCUACUUAUUUCCUUAUGUUCCAUUAAUGAACUAAACAUUUUGUAUGCUGUUAAUUCUGUAAACAGUUGCAUGUUCAAAAGAUCACUGAUCUUUAUAAACUUAAUCUAAUAUAUUUUAGAUAUUUUAAUUUUUCCUCUGGGGAACACCUUUAGUAGCUCAUGACAUUUUCAUAUAAGGCUAUAUGUUUUUCAUACAUAAACAUGCAAUUUGUCACAUUCUCUAAACCAAACUGUUAAUCUAGGACUUCAAUUGAAUCAGUUCCUUAAAUCUAUUUUUAUGUGGCCCUUAAAGAUAUACAAAAAUCCAUUGCUAAUGUAGCAAUAAAUACUUUGGGUACUGAUAACCUCUUUGGAGUGUGUGUAUAUAUAUAUAAAAAAAUGGAAAACUUGUAUUCAUAUUCUUUUCUGUGGUAUGUUGUACUAAAUUCAAAAUGACUUUUUGCACCAUUUUUUAUGGACUUUUUUUUUUCUCUUUGGUACCAGUUUUGCUGUAAAAGAAUGCUGCUUUUUGAGUUUAAACAUUUUGUUAGCGAUAAUACAACUAGAAAGGCCAUAAAUUAUGGAUCCAAAUUUCAGAAUGGACAGUUGUAGAGUUAGAACUAUUUUGCUAGGUUUUUUCUCACCAUGCCUUUCACAAAGGAAAAAAUAACCUGGUUUGUUUUCAGCUGCUAGAGUACGUUGUGUUUAGUAAAAGAAAAGCUUUUUGGUCACUGUUGUAAUCUUCAUUCAUAAUGAGAUUUUAAAAAUCUUCUAUGUAUUAUAGUAAAUAGAUGAUUUAAAAGCUCUUACCAGUUUGAUUUGCUCCGUUUCCUGAAAAUAAAAAUUGCCUUUCCCAACUGUAAUGUCCUAGGUAUUGUACUUCUGACGUGGAUUAUCAUUCUGGAUCAAGGUGUUAACAUAAACCAGGCUGCUGUUGAAGUACAUGUAUAUUAUAAAUUAUCUUGAUAUUUGUGUUAUAUUCUUGCAAGUUAUUAUCUUUUCUAAGAAAACAAAAUCCCUAUUAUUCCUAUUGCAAAGCACACAGGAAUCGAGAAAGUACAAUAAUAAAAAUCGGUCCGGUAUAUGUAGUAUUCUUAACAUGUUCUAUAUUACUUACACCUGUUGUCUAUAGCUUUAAUUUAUAGCUGUCAGUUUAACAUUGGCAUGUCUAGCAAAGAAGAUUAAACUUUAAGAGUUUUAUAAACUGUUUCUAGGUUGCUAAAGAAUUUAUUUUUCUACUAUAUAUGGUAUAGACAAAGCAUCAAACUAUGUACAGGAAAAAGCCUGACUAUCUCUGUUGGAAGUGUAGGCUACAAGGAAAAUUUUCAAAACUGUCCAUAUCUUCAAAUUCAAUCUGGUAUAACUUUCCUACUGUGAUGUGAAUUUCAUUUUAUUUAAGCUCUUUCGGUUUUAUGUUACGUUAGUAUAGCUUAGAGGGCUGUGCUGUUAAAUUAGCUUUCAGCCAUAUACAGUACCAUUGUUAUUAUGUUAAAGCCAGCAUUUUCCAUUUUUUUCCCCCCAAAUUAGCCGUACAAUGCAGCUCCAAAAUUUCAACAUUCUACUUUUCCUGUGAAUCGUGGACACCGUAGGGCAUUGUUUAAAUGCUACAACUGGCCCACUUAGCAAGUCUCACUGGCAUUUGUGGAAAAUUAAUCAUUAAAAGCUUGGUAUAUAACAAUGGAUUAUUUGCAUUGUUUUUGUGAGGGAUUUAGAUUUUUUAAGUGCUGAGAAUUUUCUGUGUUGACUUACCUGGUAUAAAAAGAAAAGGAGAGUUUUUCCUGCAGGGAGGGCCUCCU